This is a messenger RNA of Strongylocentrotus purpuratus (purple sea urchin), 1170 nucleotides long. RefSeq lists its product as uncharacterized. The transcript has 5 exons. The record is from RefSeq and is a predicted model, not a curated record. The coding region runs from base 289 to 1170 and encodes 293 amino acids. NCBI's taxonomy places the organism in Eukaryota, Metazoa, Echinodermata, Echinoidea, Camarodonta, Strongylocentrotidae.
GCUCAAUUCCCCGCAUGGGUUAGAGGUUAAUUUGCGCGGGGAAAACCCAUUACCAAAUACAUAACGGAAUUUUACAUCGCGGAAUACGUUAGACUUUAAUAGAGAAACAAAGAGGUAGCGACAAAACCAAUACUUACCGCUAUUUCAAGUGUUUACAAAAACAAAUAAUAUAACAUUCUGGAUUUAUAACAAGUCACCCUGAGGAAUAUCAUCAAUCAAUAAGGUAGUGCUGGAUGGAAAUAUUCUGAGUAGGAGCUGAAGGCGAAUACUUCGACAGUAAAGUUUGACAUGUCUCAUCGUGUGGAAAAGCGAAUUAAUGAGCUGAAGGAUGCCAUAUCCACAUACAGCCCAGGUUCAACAUUUCGUCUUCCACGAGAUCGGCCAACCGAACCUCCAAUUGCUCUCCGAAUCGGGCUGUUCGGUCCGACGGGCGUGGGCAAGUCAGCUUUGAUCAACUCCAUGAACUACGCCACGGGACCGAUGUGGGAGAAUAGAGCCCCCGAGGGUUUCGCGAUCGAAGCUUCCAAGACUCUAACCCGUAACGCUUUCCCGAUGACGGAGAAGAUUACCAUGGUUGAUAAUCGUGGAAUGAGGAGCCUUGGAGGGCCGUUCAUGGUCGAACUCGGCCAUCAAAUAGCUGGUGUGUACAACGACGAGCAGAGUGUUGAAUGGGACCACGGUUUUCUGCGGCGUGUGGUGGCCGGGCUCGAGAGGACUUUCAGAGCAAAGGUAGACUGUGAGAUCCACUGCGCUGUCCUUGUUAUCAGUGCUUUGAACCUGAGUCUUCGAGCCACAGACCUGAAGGAACUCAUUGAGCAGAUCAAGUCUAUGACAGGUAUGAUUACAUCACUACUGAACAGUGGCGUAACAAGGGGAAGAAGGGAUAGCGCAAUGAUGGGCAAACUAUCUUUCAUCACGCCAUCACCGAUCGUUAUCAUCACUCAUCGGAGACACCAUGAGGUACGGGAGGAGGUGAUCAUUGCUUUCCGAACCGGUCUGCAGCAGCAGCGCAUCGACUACGUGUACGAGCUCGAGAACUACACCACGGACGAUCACGGGUACGAUGCCGAGAAGCAUCUCGUCCUGCUCGAAGCCCUCUAUCAAUGCGCCAUCGUUGGCGACAAGGUUAUGAAGUACAAGGAGAGCAACCAGGGUUGCACUAUCCUGUGA